AUGAUGCGCUACUACCGCUUCAUCUCCCAUUUGAGUCCUGUUGAUGGAGGGCCUGUGAAAAAAUCAGAGCUCUACAAAGUAGAGGUUGUCAGUGGCCUCGAUAACAAAGGCAGACUACACGCGACAGAGGGCAGCGAAAGAAUACUUGAAUGCUUAGCAACAGAUAGGGAGACUAUGGCUGCUGCUAAAAGUAUGAUAUACGGUUGGGAGUUUGGCAGUUUGGAUGGCAAUCCAGUCGACAGUGUGGCAUUUGCCACCGAAGGUGUGGAAACUGAUGGCCGGUUCAUACGUUUAUCCGGCCUACGACAGACUAGCAACAUUCAAGGCCGAUGCUGGGCCAUGGAGAAGAGAAACAAGCAGCCGAUCGUGGAAGGUGUUGAUGAAGAACUUAAACUGGAGGAGUCUAGGAGAAUACAUUAUUCUCCAUACUUCCAGUUCGACGUGAUUGACCGAGACGGUUUAGGCCAACGGGAACUGGACUUCCACAAAACUCUUGACAAAGAACCCGAUGGUGGCGAUUUGACGAUCGUUGUCGAGGGUCUUGAUGCAAACGGACGACUCACUGGCAACCCGAAAGAGAAUGCCACCGCUCUUUGCAUCGUAAAAGACUCGGAAACCAACAAAGUGAUCCCGGAAGACUCGGGAAAAUACGAGUUCCGCUUCGGUUGGGAGUUUGCCCAUGUCAGUGGGCGUCCUUCCAGCUCGCAUGACAUCGCGCAGGGCUUCUCAAUGGAUUCGAAGACCGGUCGGCUUUACUUAAACCAUUUGAUCUCUUCACCCGCCCCGGAGUCCGGCGAUCGAGUAAAAAUACGCUGCGUUGUCCGGACUCAACAAGCACCCGACGACCCUCAGGCUCUACAGUACGGCAAAGAACUCCCAAAGCCAAUACGCCGAUAUGCCUCGCCCUACUUUGAAUUGUUAGUCCCGGCGGUGGAGGGAAGAGAGGAGGCUAGCCACGAUUUAUCCAACCAACUUUAUGUCGUAAACGUAAUGGGCCUGGAUGAAAACGGUAUCUUGAUGCUACCAAUCGGUCAGUCCAUCGAGUUGUCAUGUGUACCAAAAGAGGCAUCAACCGAGGCCCCUGUCUCCGUUCAGGCGCCCAAAUCUGUUGGAUGGCAAUUACCUCUAUACGCCUCUGGGAGACUGGGAAACCCUGGCGAAUUGGCGCGUGAAAUGAUGAACGACGGCAACAAUUUGAUUCUGCGAGGCAUUCGUGGGGGUCUGCAAAGGAAUCUCCGAGGCCGAUGUUGGUUUUUGGAUGGAAAGACAUACUACUUCUCCAAAUACUUCCCGAUUAUGCUUCCCAGCAGUGGUAAGAAUUGA
Messenger RNA from Protopolystoma xenopodis, 1323 nucleotides. NCBI's taxonomy places the organism in Eukaryota, Metazoa, Platyhelminthes, Monogenea, Polystomatidea, Polystomatidae. The record is from the annotation of a GenBank genome assembly.